Porites evermanni is the source of this 984-nucleotide messenger RNA. Lineage: Eukaryota; Metazoa; Cnidaria; Anthozoa; Scleractinia; Poritidae. The record is from the annotation of a GenBank genome assembly.
AUGAGAAACUCGACCAAUAUACUUAUAGCCAACAUGGCGGUGGGUGACAUUUUAAUGGCUUGCGUGUUCCCUUACGUUCUGAAAUGGUUGUAUGUCGGAUUACAGUGGUUUGAUACAAUUGUGGGAACAAUUUUGUGUAAGUUCGUUCACUCUAUUCAAGUUCUCUCCAUUGCUUGCUCGGUAAUGAGUCUCGUCUUUAUCAGCUUGGAUAGAUGUGUCGUUAUAUGGUUUCCAAUGCGACGUAUUUUCACCAACAAAGUUCUUAAAAUGUGUUUGGUAGCGACUUGGGUUUUUUCUACAGCCUUCGCCAUGCCUCUUGUCGUGGUUACGACAGUCCGCUACAAGCACGGACAGUAUCAAUGUUACGAGUACGGAUGGCCCUCAAAAAAAGCCAAACAGAAUUACGUUCUGUCGUUUUUUCUUGGUACUUACCUGAUUCCUCUGAUUAUCAUUGCCGUCGCCUACACGCUUAUAGCAAUCAAACUCUGCAAGCGGCAACUACCGGGCGUUCAAACUUUGGAAUAUCAAAAGAAAGCUCACGAAACCACGAAAAAAGCCAUCAUAAUGCUGGUGACGGUUGUGGUGGUUUUUGCUGUUUGUUGGCUUCCGUUACAAGCGCGGGAAAUUAUGCUCAUUUACUUUCCCGAGGAAACUGCCAAGCUGUUUAAUUCAGACGAAGUUGUAAUCUUUUUCACCUGGAUUGGUGUUUUAAACAGUGCGAUUAAUCCUUGCUUGUACAUAAUCUUUUCUGAGAACUUCCGACGCGAGUUUGGUCGGAUUCUCUGCUGUUGUAUGAAGCGCUAUCAGCCUGAAACGUAUUUGGGAAUACCAGCUUCGCGCGCUACACCAAUGACCACUCCUUUAAUGUCGAGAAGAAUCACCACAUCAACACCCUUGACAACACCAUUGACGAGUCGGCGUAGUCCACCGGGUCCAAAUGAACGUGAAACACUCCCUCUUCGGAAUCUAACUGUUAAACAUUGA